Apus apus (common swift) is the source of this 2022-nucleotide messenger RNA. It is a transcript of the gene CCDC125, whose product is annotated as coiled-coil domain containing 125. Gene Ontology annotation, cellular component: cytoplasm. Gene Ontology annotation, biological process: negative regulation of Rho protein signal transduction; negative regulation of cell motility. Lineage: Eukaryota; Metazoa; Chordata; Aves; Apodiformes; Apodidae. Bases 1 to 2022 code for a protein of 673 amino acids. The record is from RefSeq and is a predicted model, not a curated record. The transcript is spliced from 12 exons.
AUGGAGGAAGCCGACGAGGAUGACAUGACCUGCGGAGACUUGGGAAACGGGCUUGGGAGAAGACCUGGGGGUGUUUAUGGAGAGGAAAAAUUACAAAACUCGUCUUCGCUGAGGCCUAGAAAGGGAUCGGGCAAGGUUUGCAGUUCGGUCUGGCCGGCCGGGAGAGGGGAGGAAGGUGAUGCUGCAGCCCCUCCGGCUUCAGGAGGCAGCGGCGCUGGCGGGGGGUCCGGCAGAAAGCCCUUCGCGGGCUGCACCCGGCGGAGCAGCUGCGACUCUAAUACUGAAGUGUCAAAUGAAGAACUAAAGCAACAACUACAGGAAGCUCUAGAGGAGGUUGAAAUUUUGAAAGUUGAGCUUGAAGCAUCUCAAAGACAGCUUGAAGGAAAAGAUGAAGCCCUUCGAAUUCUGCAGAGCAUGGCAGUAUUUAAUAAAGCCACUAGUCAUACGAAAGCAAUGCUCCAAAAAACUGAGGAAGAAAAGAGAACGUUAGAAAAGGAAAUAAAUAUUUUGCAAUGGGAAAUUGAAUUUGAUCAGGAUAGAUUUAAAAACAUAGAAGACACGUGGACAGAAAAAUAUGACAGGAUAUAUUGUGAAAAUGCUGCUCUUAAGGAAGCACUGAAACUGAGAACAGAAGAAGUUAAAACUCUUAAAGCUGAAAAUGCAAUCCUGAAUCAGCAGUGCUUGGAAUUUCUUGCACUGCUGGAUGUGGAACAACAGAAGGUGGUUCAGGAAAACAUGUCUUUGAAUAAAAGUGACAUUACAGAUUUCACAGGUCUUGAACUGGCAGUUCUUGGAGCCUGCACCUGCAAUACUUCUGGGGGGCAACCUUGCCCCUGUGCUAAAAUGGCAGCUGUAACUCGAAAGCAACUUCUUCAUCUCAAGCAGGAGAUUGAAAAUCUGAAGAAGAGUAAAGAUGAAGCUUAUGUAAUGGCAGAUGCCUUCAGAAUUGCAUUUGAGCAGCAGCUAAUGCAGAGGAAGGACCAAGCCCUGAGGCUUGCAGAAGUGAUAAAGAUUAAGAAGGAAACAAAAUUUAUGAACUGGAGACGGCUGAAAGAUGAUGGGCACGUCAAUCUACACAGGAGCAAAACCAGGCUGGGACAGAAACUAUCCAGGCUGCUCUCAUCAGAUGUGGACGGCAGGAGAGUUGAAGAGCUAGACAAUCCUCACGAAAUCCUGAAGAUACUGAUAGAUUUGGUGAAUGACAAAGAGGAGGCUCUGGCUCACCAAAGAAAGGUGAGUUACAUGCUGGCUCGCGCGAUGGAGAGGCAGGAGGCUGUUCGGGGACAGGAUAACGGGAAUGGCACUCUGCACAGCCGUCCACGCAAAGCCCAGGGCUCAGCGGGCCCCUCAGAUGCCCGCCGCCAAAACCUGGGCUCCCAGCACGCCGCUCCUCCGGCGCCCGCCGCAAAAACGCUGGAAAACGCGGCGAAAACGCUUCGAAAAUCGCACUCCUGGCCCGCAGGGACCCGGCCCUGCCAGGGCGGUAACCCACGCGCAACCGCAGAGCAAACGGUCGUCAUCUCUAGAUCCCGUGGGAACGUCCUGAGAGCAUCCCCUGGGAAGGGCCUGAGCGCAUCCCCUGGGAAGGGCCUGAGAGCAUCCCCUGGGAACGGCCUGAGCACAUCCCCUGGGAACGGCCUGAUCCCAUCCCCUGGGAACGGCCUGAUCCCAUCCCCUGGGAACGGCCUGAUCCCAUCCCCUGGGAAGGGCCUGAGCACAUCCCCUGGGAACGGCCUGAUCCCAUCCCCUGGGAACGGCCUGAGCACAUCCCCUGGGAACGGCCUGAUCCCAUCCCCUGGGAAGGGCCUGAGCACAUCCCCUGGGAAGGGCCUGAGCAUUCCCUGGGAACGGCCUGAGCGCAUCCCCUGGGAACGGCCUGAGAGCAUCCCCUGGGAACGGCCUGAGAGCAUCCCCUGGGAACGGCCUGAGAGCAUCCCGUGGGAACGGCCUGAGAGCAUCCCCUGGGAACGGCCUGAGCGCAUCCCCUGGGAACGGCCUGAGCAUCCCCUGGAAACGGCCUGA